Molecule: messenger RNA, 1770 nt
Organism: Caenorhabditis remanei
Lineage: Eukaryota; Metazoa; Nematoda; Chromadorea; Rhabditida; Rhabditidae
Exons: 8
Coding region: 1-1770 (589 amino acids)
Biological process (GO): proton transmembrane transport
Cellular component (GO): membrane
Molecular function (GO): proton channel activity
Source: RefSeq, a predicted model, not a curated record
AUGUCUCCACUUCAGAUAUUUCCAGUUUCUCCCCACAUAGCCAUGACUAAUACGAUAAUGCAAAAAGAAUCUCUAAAAAACAAAGUUUCGUCGGCGAGCACAUCGUAUACUGUAUCAACAGAGGAUUAUAUCAACCAUGACAACGAACCACAAUGGACGAAAAAUGCAAAAGCAAAAAGUUUUUGCAUCAAAAUGCUUUCAUCAGUAUACGCUUUGAUCCUCACAAUGGUUGCAUUUGUAAUCGAAAUCUCCCCGACGUGGCGAUCCGAAGAAAUGUGGCUACCGUAUUCCAUAUUCUGUGUUCUCAUGUAUACUGUAGCAGUUGCAUAUUUUACGUAUCUCUAUCUAUUCGUUUUAUAUCCGAAUGUAAUCAACACAUGCAUUUAUUUUUUAUUCCGUAAAGAAUACAUAAUGAAUCCGUGCAAAUGGAUACUCGAUGAGCCUGUAUAUAAUGGAGAAGGAGCAGGUACAAUGUAUUUACGAGUUGGGACUUUAUUUUUCGGGUCAAUGGGAAGUGUUCUCUGGGGUACUGAGAUACUUCUCUGUUUUUUUGAAAGUCAGCGACAUGGAAUCUACGUGGUCAAAUAUUCACUUGCAGUGAUAUUCACCUAUAUGCAAAUGCAUUUCAUUUUUUUGAAUUCUAAAAUCUCUUUAAAACGAACCAACAUAAUUGCAAAGUUUGGAUUGAUGCAUUCUGUUGCAGUCAACCUUUGGACAUGGCUCUCGAUCUGUCUUAUAAAAUCUAGUAUCAAACAUGCGAAAAAGGAAAUUAAAUACGCCGUAGAAGAAGCCAAAAAUAAAACGAGAACAGAAACUUAUACAACUUGGUCGUACGAUUUCACAAUGGACGAUUUCGGACCACACGAUAAACAACUACGAGCAAUCAUCAAACUUGGAAGCAAUUCAAAUCUUCUUCUAACCUGCCUUGUUGAGUUUUCUCUCAUUGCUGCAGUCAUUUGUUUCAUUAUUUGGAAAAAUGAUGAUCCGAAUCCAGGAGAAUCUCCUAAAAAGGAAAAGAAAAGAAGUUUUCGAUUUGACUGCAGUGGCACUUCUACUGGAAUAUUCUUGGGGAUUAUCGUCCAUAUCAUCUCUACAGUUGUAAUCGGAAUGCAUGGAAUUCUGAUGAAAAGUCAAAAAUCAAUGGCGGCUGAUCUUUUAAUCGGAUUCACUGAUCUUCUGAUGUUCCUUGUCACCCUUCUGGCAUGCUUUCUGGCAUUUUUUCAAAUGAGAAAACUGCAAUAUAGAAUUCAUUCUCACGGAGAAGUCAUUGAUGAUAUUCUAUUGAUUGUUGGGCUGGCAGGAGAAUGUGUUUAUUCUUGUGCUGGAAUGGAUUUAUAUUUGAAUGAUAGAUUGACAAAACAGACAGUCUCAUGGAUCACGAUUCCUUCGUUCGUGUUGAGAAUCACAGAAGUUUUGAUUCAGACUGUGUUCAUUUUAUUCGCGUCAAGAAUGAGAUGUUACAACUACGCAACUCGGGAAAGUCAUCCUGGAAAACAAGUUAUCACGUUUCUUCUUGUCUGCAACAUCAAUCUUUUCAUCUAUCACACCUUUGAAACAAUGGAAUCAAACUUUGGUUUUCCUGUCAAGCUUCCUGACAACUACUCGGUGAUGUUGAGUAUUGCAUCUCCCAUUGUUGUCUUCUAUAGAUUCCACAGUUCCGCAUGUUUGGCAGAGAUUUGGAAACACACUUAUUCGAGAAAACAUCAUGAGCAUUUGAUUCACGAACCGGUAGAUUUAGCAGAAAAGAAUGUCAUAGUUGAUAAACUGUAA